Molecule: messenger RNA, 4140 nt
Organism: Lucilia cuprina (Australian sheep blowfly)
Lineage: Eukaryota; Metazoa; Arthropoda; Insecta; Diptera; Calliphoridae
Gene: Axn
Product: axin
Exons: 13
Coding region: 1237-3522 (761 amino acids)
Biological process (GO): negative regulation of canonical Wnt signaling pathway
Source: RefSeq, a predicted model, not a curated record
UAUUGUUAUAUUUAAUUUAAAUGAAAUAUAUGAAACAAAAACGUGAAUUUAUUUUGCAAAUAAUUUUCUUUUAUAAAAUAUAAAUCUAUGAGCAUUAAAUCAAAAUGAAAAUCAGCUCCCUCCCUUGUUGUGCUUCAUCGUCAUCAACACUACUCCUACCACCACUACUACUGUCGGCGCUUCCAUCAUUAACUGUCUCAGUCUCUGAUCCUGUUGCAAAUAAAAAAGCACUCAACAUCUUUGUCGCAACAUCAAAGAAAGCCAUUUUUAACCCGUCCACACCCACUCAACAAAAAACCUUUCGUUGUCGUCGUCUUCUUCUUAACAUUGCAAAUGUCAAAUUUACUUUGUUUUUGUUAUUUGCUGCUCUUCUCAACAUCUUAAUGACAGUGGUGGUAGUGGCACCAGUUAUAGUACUUUUACGUUUGUUUGUCCACAACACGUAACUUCAAAGAUUUGAAAAUUUGUGUUAAAAAUACAAUGUAAUGAAAAACUUUACCAGUGUUUGAACAAUUAAACUUUUUAAACAUAAUAUAUAAACAUUAAUUAAAAUAAAAUAAGAAAAAAGUAAAAUAACUUAAAAUUAAGCUAUUUCAAACAUAGUAAAGUGAAUUAAAUCAAUAUAAAAUAAAAUAAAUUAUUAAGCUACGAUAAAUCUCUUUAGAAAGUGAUAAACGAAAUUAAAUUAUUCACACCUCAAGAAUUGUUACCCAUUUGUUUUUCCAGUUGUGUUUGUUUGGCAUUUCCCAUUUUAUGUUCUUAUGGCCUUGUAUUAUUGCCUUCCGAUUUGAAAAUCUUCCAUGCCCUUAAUAUUUUAAAUAUAAAGGGCUUUAGCGAAUUGUAAUUGUAAUGUAAUGUCUAAUUAACGACUUAAAAUUACUAAAUUAAUUUAUAAAUAACUACAACUACAUAAAUAUACAAUAUACAUCAAAUAAAUAGUAUUUAAACAUACACGAAAUUAUUUAAAUAUAAUUAAUUAACAAAUAAUUAACAUCACACAUUUAAUAAUUAAGAAGUAGAUGAAAAAUUAAGAGGCAGUUAAGAAUUAAAUGAUAAUUAUAAAAAUAGUAAAAGCAGAAGAGAAAUACUAACGGAUUGCAAGCGAAGAAACUAAUUUAGAAAAAAUAUUAUAAUUUCAUUUAUAAAUAUAAAAAAACAACAUUUAAACGUGAAAAAAGCGAUUAAUUAUUUCAAAAAGGAAAAUUCAAAAAGCCAUUAACAUUUCGUUCAAGUGGCAUGAGCCAUACAUCGGGUUACCGAAAAUAUGAUGAUAAUGAGUGUAGUGGGCCAAGACCACCUGUACCCGGAGAAGAAAGUCGUGUUAGAAAGAUGACCGAAGGGGUGGGAGAACAUAUGCGUAAUUCACCACCAUCCUAUUUGAAUUGGGCCCGUACACUCAAUCAUCUACUAGAAGAUCGCGAUGGUGUGGAAUUAUUUAAAAAGUACGUGGAAGAGGAAGCGCCUGCAUAUAAUGAUCAUUUAAAUUUUUACUUUGCCUGCGAGGGUUUGAAACAACAAACCGAUCCAGAAAAAAUUAAACAAAUAAUCCAGGCUAUUUACAGAUUUUUGCGCAAAAGCACACUUUCUGUAUCGGAAGAUUUGAGACGUAAUAUUAAGGCUGGACUCAAAAAUGAAAUACCUCUCAGUCCAAAUAUAUUCGAUGAAAUGCAAAAACAUGUUGAAAAUACAAUACGGGAUAAUAUUUAUCCAUCAUUUUUAUGUUCGGAAAUGUACAUCCUAUAUAUACAACAAAUGUCUGCUGCCCACGAACGUUUCAGCAGUAGUGGCGGCCCUACGACGGGCCUAGCUAGCUGUAGUACUGGCAGCAGUAGUAGUAGUGGUGCUAGUUGCGGUAGUAAUAACGGUGGUGGAGGUGCGACAGCAUUAGCAGUAGUAGGAGGUGGUGGAGCAUGUGCGUUGCCAUUUGCAGGCGCUUCCACUAGUAGCGGUAAAGUUAGCAGUACAUUGGGUCCAAUUAUAAAUUUGCCUGCGAGUACUAGCGCCGCUAUUGGUGCUUCAACUGCUGGUAGUUGCAGUGCUAGUGGCAGCGUGUAUGGUCCCUCAACUUCAGCUAGCUCUAGCGGUUCCGUUAGUGCGACAGACACCCUACCUCGCAGCUCAACCUUACCCACCCUACAUGAAGAUUCGGAAUUGUCAUUAAGUGACGAUUUUGAAAAACUACGCGUUGAAGGCGGACGUGUAUCAGCUGAUAUGCCUAUGGGUAUGCGCUUAACGCGCGAUUUAUUAUUGGCAACACAAAAGAGAAGACUGGAAAUUCGACCACCUGGUGCUCAUGGUUAUGUGUAUACAGGGAAAACGAAUACCUCCUAUGUACCGAAUUCCCGUGUAGAUUCUGAAAGGGCCAGUGUCAGUUCGGGCGGUAGAACUGAUUCUGAUACAAUGUCUCUUUCAAGCUGUUCUAUGGAUGGACGCCCAUACAUUCAACGAAGACAUAGUUCUACUGAAACAAAAGCUAUACGACAGAGUGCCUUGGCUAAUAAGGAAACAAAUUCCUUUCAGGUAAUACCUCGCACUCAGCGUCUUCAUUCGAAUGAACAUCGUCCCUUAAAAGAAAAUGAAUUAAUAGCGUUACUAAUACCCAAACUAGAGGAGGUUAAACGUAAACAAGACCUUGAAGAAAGAGCACGAAUAGAGCAUUUCCCUGAAGAAUCUUUGCCGACCAAUGAAAGAAUUGCCAGCGAUCGUGCGUUUGCACAAGCCAUACGUGAAAAAUUUGCUAUCGACGAAGACAAUGAUCAGGAUAUACUUGAUCAGCAUGUUUCCCGCGUUUGGAAUGAUCAGACUCCACAUCGUUCUCCUGGUACAAUGUCACCCUGCCCACCUUUACCAUCCAGAAGGCGUACCAUAACGCAUGACUCAGGCAUGUUGAGUGAUGGUGCCAUGAGUAUGAGUGGUCAUUCGAUGAAACACUCAAAAUCAAUGCCAGAUCAUAGUUCCUCAGCCAGGAAGCUUACAAAUAAAUGGCCUUCCAUGAAUACAGAUAGUGGCAUAAGCCUAUUCUCAGCUGAUACUCUAAUGAAGUACAAAGACAAUAGUUCACGUUCUGGCACGAGUACAGCCUCAAAACUAGAAGAGACAAAAAGAAGACUGGAAGAUGAGACUAGACGGUCUCGUCGAUAUACCCAACAACAUAUGCUGCCACCAAUGCAACAGCAACAACAACAACCAUCAGCCUCAUUUAGUAACAGCAGCAGUGGCAGUAGUAGUCUACACCAUCAAUCACUCCCGCCUCCACUACCCGCUAAACCCCAAGAGACGACUACAGUUGUAUUUUCAUUUUGUGAUGAAGAAUAUCCCUAUAGAACUAAAAUACCCGGUACCCAACCCACACUAAAGCAAUUUAAGGACUAUUUACCCAAAAAGGGUCAUUUCAGGUUUUUCUUUAAAACACACUGUGAAGAUCCUGACAGUCCAGUGAUUCAAGAAGAAAUUGUCAACGACAACGAUAUCCUUCCCUUGUUUGAGGGCAAAGUGAUGGGUCUCGUUAAACCAUCCGAUUAAUAAUAGUACUCAAACCGGAAAAUUUUAUAUUUUAAUUACAUAGUUUGACAAAUUCUCUAUUAUUAUUCUAUUAUUUUUUUAAUUUUGACAAUAUUUUAUAACAGAAUAGCUAAGAUAUUCUGCGCUUAGAAAAGCAAUACAAUGUUAAAAAUUUAUUGAAUUGUUUUAAAGUUUAAAACAAUUCAAUGUUUAAAAUUUAAACACAAAACAAAUAAUGUUUUUUUUUUGAAUGUUUUAUAUAAUGUAUAAAGAAAUGUAUUUAGUUAAUGGAUAGUAAAACAAAAUGUAAAAUAUUUAAUAUAAUUUUUUAUAUUAUGCAAUUAAACAAGAAAAAAACGAAACAUUUUUAUCAACGAAUAAAACGAAAUCUAAUUGAUACGUGUUUAUUUAAAGAAAACACAUAUAUUUUUUUAUUCUACAUUGCUUUUUUGUUUAAAUCAAAAGAAUUAAGAAUCUAUUUAUUUUUAGUAUUUUCCUUUUUUUAUUGUUAUAAUUGUAUAAUUGAUUUCUUCAAAGCAGUUGAGUAUUCUAUUCUUUAUUAUAAAUAUAACAGUAAAAAUAAAAUAAUUAUAAAAUGUUAACGUAAGGACUGCCUGCAAUAAAUACAAGAAAGUGUGA